AUGGCCACAUACACCUCCACACUUACACCCCGUCGUAGGAUGGUCAGAAAUCCUCUAGCCAAUUUCGAUAGGAGCGGCCAAACUGUAUCGACCUCGGAACCUGGUCCUUCUCGUCUACCCGAACUUUCUCAGAUCAUCGACGUAAACCUGAGCGAUAUGUCUAUGUCCCACACCACUGAUCAUACGACUCGCUCCAGUGCAUUAAUAGCGCCCACCGUUACUCGGUCUGAGGCAACACCUGCCGAAAAAUUGCGUGCCUUGCUCAACGUGCUCCCUCACGAAGUAACUUCUACCGCCCGUGUCCCAUCAUCUCCCAAGCAAUAUUUGUCUGAGAGGGAUUCUGACUACGAUAUCACUGGACCUGCAAGUGCGACAAAAAGUAUUGCACAAGAAAGUGUCAGGAAUCUAUUUUCUAAUGCGCGUCGGGAUCCCGACACCCCACAAAAGUCAAUAUCUAUGCAUAACGGUGCCGACCACAGCGACGUUGAACCUACCCAUAGAUAUGUUCGAGAUAGAAAAGGGAAGCAGAAAAGUUUGCACAACGACAGUUCCGAAUUACAGGAUCAAACACCACACUUAAGUAGAAUGUCAACUCGUAGCAAGGCUCCCGUCACAAUGGAAUUCUUGCGCGAGCGGUUUAGCGAUUCUGUUGUUUCGCCCGAAGAUGCAGAGCUACCUGACACUUCCACAAAUCGUGUCGGUAACCAAACAUUUCUGCGCGAUCUUGAUGCGUACGGUCACUCUCCCCCCAUAGGAACGAGUACUCCUCAGCAAUCCUUGAGAAUGUCUUUUAAUUCACAAUUUCAUUCGAAUUUACUUGAAUCCGACACAGAGAUGCAGGAUGCAAUCGAUGGAUUAGGCGAAUACGACGAAGUCACAAAUCACCGCUCUGUUUCGCCCCCACCGACCAUUCGGAAGGGAUAUAAAUCGUUACUGGACAAGCAAAACGCUUCCCAUCCUCGACAACAGUUCGAUUCCGGACAUUAUCUACAUAUUACUUCUCCCCAAUCUAAGACAAGAUCGAUAUACAGUCAAGAGGAACAAAAUGAAGUCGAUGCAGUAGAGAAGUCCCUCAAAUCUGAUUUCGACCGAGAUCAAUCUCGCCACGAGCGCCGACAAUUCAAGUGCGAUCAAGCAAAUGAAGAAGAAGAACUUGACGAGGUUGAGGACUCGCUCAAAACUGAUUAUGAAUGGAAUAAAUCUCAAAGCAGAGAUCAAUAUCAGGGUCAUGAAAACCAGGCAGUUGAACAAGCGGAAAUUGAUGAAGUAGAAAUUUCUCUCAAAACUGACAUGGAAUGGGAUCAGUCACGAAGUCGACAUGAACCACUGUAUAGCCGUUCCAAUAGUCACCAACACCAGUCGACCACUUUAUCGUCAAUGGAGCUGACUGGACCUCUGGGAGAGCCUGCAGCAUUCACCCAUAACAAACGGGCCUCCAGAUUUUUGAAUGAAGACUCCUAUCGAAAUGACAAAGACGGUGAAGACAAAGAAUGGCCUAGUCCCAAAUACGGUCACCGCGCAUCUUCGUAUACAGAACCACAUAUCCAAUCUGUUACGGAUCUUGAUAAGCCAUUCGCCGAAAACACGAAUGACCAGCAUCAUGUUUGGAGCUCGCCUUCUAAUCUAGUUUCCGGUCAACAAUCAACUCUGACUCCACGCCCAUUUUCAACCGUCCAAUCCAAAAAAUUAGGUGAUUUCGACAAAAUACACAAUCCUACAAGUGAGGACUACAAUUCUUUCGGCAGAAUGUCUCCUUUAAGCUCUCGGACUGUAAAUGAUAUCUCAAAAGAACUAUCUCGACCACCAAGUCGCACCUCCUCGCUGCACGCCAUUGAGAAUACGUACUUGAACGAGAGAACAAGUACCCGAUCUCCACCGGUCUUAACUUCACCUAUUACUCCACCGGUCACAAAUAACCAGAGAUUCAAAUCUGCCACACCGUCUUCCUCAAAGUUGUAUGCAACACCUUCCGUGCCAAGAGAUAUAAUCGAUACACCGACCAGGUCACUGCCUACGCCCUCGGCAGCAAAUCCUUUCCAUGAUUCGGGCACGAAGUUUGCAUCAACACCACUCCGCGAACAAAGCCCCACUAUACCCAAUCAUCAGACGUCCGAGUCAUAUAUGGAACAAAAAAAAUGCAAAGAAGGUUCAGAAUUUGAUGACCUUAGAGAGACUGAUUUUUCAUCAAGAGGGGACACCCCUGAAGUCUCACAAGUACAUGGUCAUAGUUCGGAUUUUGUUUCUUGGUCUAGCGUCAAGCAAACACCACGCCUAGCCUCUACUCCUUUAAUAAAAAAUGACACCCAUCAACCCUCGCCGGAACCAUCAGUAUCAUCCUCCACCCCCCCGAGACCUCCCUCCAGAAGUUCUAGGCGAGAGUAUGAAACCCCGUCUCCCCCCAAAGCUUUGCCCGACCUCCCAACACCAUCAUCUAGUGACGAAUCUAAUCGCAGCGCUUCCCGCACUAAUCCCACACCCUUGAGAAUACAGAAGACACCUCAAAAAUCGACUUGGUUACAAACUCCACGGCCUCCUGGUGCAUGGACGCAAACUCCCGAGCUUUCUCGAUACCCUUCAAGUGAUAGCGAGUCUGAUAUUCAUUCACAAAACCGGAUUGCUCGAAAUGGGAAACAACGAGACAGUGCCGAUAGUAGACCUUUGUAUUCCCAAACACCGACGAAUCGCAAUAAUCGUGUCAAUUCUGAUGUUCUGAACACCAUCAGCAAAACGCCUAUGCCUCCGGGAAGCUGGCUUUCUACCCCAGUUCCCAUUCUCAACCCUGAUACCCGGGCUAAAGUGUCCGACUUUCCAGAGAAAAAGAUAGGGCUCCGCACGCCAAUGACUUCGGUGUCGAAAGGGUUAACGCUUGAAUCACAAACUCCUGGUGUUCCCGGUGGAUGGUUGAAUACGCCUGCAACAAGAAAGAGUAUUUUGAAAGUUCGCUUCGAUGCUAGUCACAUCGAUGACCUCUUCCCUCAUCAAGAUAACUUUGACUCGGCCAUGCAAGCAGAACAUGAAGCAAUACCACCACUAUCUCCCUCUAUCCCUCGCAAAUCUAAGGGGCCUAACAUUCGCGUUGUUGAUGCAUUUGGUAGAGAGCAGGAUACGAUCGAAUCUAAAAGCACGGAACGUAGUCAAAGUAAACCUCGUGUAAUCGAUGCAAUGGCGAAAUCCAUUGAUCAAUCUUACGAGUCACAGACUGAGAAUUCAGCUGAUGAAAUGCAUUUCACUUCUCGCAACGAGUUGUUGAGGCACAUUCGGCACGGAUUGGACGAUCUCAUUGAAGAAUUCGACGAUCAAGUCCAAUAUGGCCCUGAGCCUGAUGCAGACCGAGUUCGUAUUGAAGAGCUCAACACGAUAUCAAGUCAGGCUCGAAAUGCCCGAGAGCAAUUGCAAAAUCGAAGUGCACAUUCUAAAGUUGCUUUGGCACGAAUGUCCAAACCAUUCAGUGCAACAUUAUGGUUUACCAAUCGCAGACUCUGGUGCACGGUGGCCCUAAUAAACCUUAUAUUUGUGAUAAUUAUGUUUCGGUAUGUCACCAUCUUUACUUGCGAAAGGGCGGUCGCUUAUACUGUGAAUAGAAUAUCGGAUUAUUGGGCUAGACAGCGAUACCUUAACAGUUACUUCGAUCCCUUCAACCCGGAACUUUAUUUAUACUUAUCUAAUUCUGAUCAUUCUCUAUAUCUUCUGGACGAUGAUCUAUCCCGUACCUCAUGGACAUCCUAUGCUAGGACACUUUUGAUUGGAGGAAGGACUUCGUGGUACAACUGGUUGCAGGUUACUCGAGAACUUCCAUCUUACUUGUGGAGUAUGUGGGCAAGCGACCCAACAGAGUCUCUAACGCCACAAAAUGGCAGCACAUGGCUUCCCUCGUAG
Messenger RNA from Psilocybe cubensis, 3876 nucleotides. RefSeq lists its product as uncharacterized. The record is from RefSeq and is a predicted model, not a curated record. The transcript has 10 exons. The coding region runs from base 1 to 3876 and encodes 1291 amino acids. Lineage: Eukaryota; Fungi; Basidiomycota; Agaricomycetes; Agaricales; Agrocybaceae.